CGUGCGAAGUCUGUAUCCGUGGAUGUGAAGAUGGCUGAAUGCGAACCUCCUCCAGUCCCCGGUCUCUCUUACUCGAUAUCCGAUUGCUCUUCGACGACUACAUCUAGCUCCUCUACCUCACAAGAUCCCUUUGAACCGACCUUCCUCCCCUACUGGGCCCGUUACAAGACAAAGUGCGCCCAGAACCUCCUAGACUACUCUGACGAACCGAUCGAGUACGACCACGAAGACGAGGACUAUCGCGAUAAUUGCUUCUUCUUUCCAGAAGACAGUUCGUGGACACCGCCAAAAGAGUGCGCUUCGGGGACAAAACAUAUACCAAUUCAGGAGGAACCCGAGAUUCGGGAGGAAUACAAAUCAUUGGCAGAUCACACCAAAGCCGACACCGACACCAUGAUUCCCGGUCUCCCAGAUAUCAAGAUGCUAGACGCAGAAGCGCUAAGCGACCUCCUGGAAGAUAACCUCUCCCCACCGGAGAUCACAACGAUCAUUGUCUUCGCAACGAACGGCGCCGUUUUCGCCCACGGCUCCUCCCUCUCCUCGCGCCAACUGCGCAACCUCAGCGCUACAUACGGCGCUGCUUACACAUGCUACGCCAAGACUGCCUCAAGCGGCAAUCUGACAGGCGUGAACCCAGCGAGCCAUCCUUCAUCCUACGUAACCGCAAAGUCCAUAUCGCUAGGUGACGUGGGCUCAAUCGUCUUCGAACUUGGCGACUCCGUCGCGGUGGUAACCCGAAUCGCAGACAAAGUGCUCGUAGCAGCUGUUGGUCCGUCCAGACUCGAUGCGCCGGAGCCAAACGGCGCGAUUAACGCCGAUUCCCUCGCAACCGAUGGUUUUGCCGAUGUUGGUAAUGGGACAUCGACCCCCGAGGGCUCACAGGGUGAUGGCUCGCGUGCACUAGCCACUUCUGUAUCUCUAAAUCCUCCAAACGGCCACGGCGACCCGCAAUUCGAGGUCGAUCGAAGCGCCGAUCUCGCGCGUCUCUCCAGCCUCAACCUUUCCGCAUCACCGGCUGUUUUACUUGCGCUGGAGUCUAAAUGCGCAGCACUAGGGCGGUUCCUCGGAGAAAAACUAAAUGAUCUGGAAAGUCCGGAGGAUUUCUGA
Molecule: messenger RNA, 1107 nt
Organism: Penicillium paradoxum
Lineage: Eukaryota; Fungi; Ascomycota; Eurotiomycetes; Eurotiales; Aspergillaceae
Exons: 2
Source: RefSeq, a predicted model, not a curated record